GCCCGGGCCAUCCCGGAGCCGGGUCUCUGUUUCCCCGUAAAUAAGGCUCCCGUCCGCGGCCGGCCGUAUAAAUAAAUGCCGCUGCGUCGGGGCCGGCUCGCCCUGCCGCACGCCGGAGAGCGGGCGCGGGCGCAGGUAGAGCCGUGGGCGGCCGGGGCCGGGGCCGGGGCCGCGCCUGAGCCGCCGCUUCAGGACGCGGACAGCUCUGCGCCGCGGGGCCGCGCCACGCCCGGGCUGCCGAGCGGCGGGCGGCCGGGGGAGCGGGCGGCGCGGGCGGCGGGCCGCCAGGGGGUGCCGGCGCGGGCGCUGCUCCCUGCCCGCCGCCUCAGGCGGGGCCAUGGCAGCGGGCGAGCGGGCGGAGGAGCCGCUGGCGGAGCUCAGCCACUAUGUGGUGGCGCGGCCCAUCUACAGCGAGGCGGGCUUCCAGGAGGAGAACGAGCGGCGGCUGCCGCUGCCGCCCACACUCCGCGAGCGGGCGCAGGCGGCCUGCAGGUGUUCGAGAAGAAGAGCCUUUCAGAUCACCAGGUCCUUUCUGCCUGUCCUGGAGUGGCUGCCCAACUACCGGGUGAAGGAGUGGCUGGUCAGCGAUGUCAUCUCGGGGGUCAGCACCGGCCUGGUGGCCACCCUGCAAGGUUUGGCAUAUGCUUUGCUGGUUGCAGUUCCUGUUGGAUAUGGUCUCUAUUCUGCCUUUUUUCCCAUCCUGACAUACUUUUUCCUGGGAACAUCAAGGCACAUCUCAGUUGGUCCGUUCCCUGUAGUCAGUUUGAUGGUGGGAUCUGUUGUAUUGAGCAUGGCCCCUGAUGAUAAUUUUCUCAUAGAUGGCAGUAAUGCUACAGGGACUAAUGGUACUGGGACACUGAUAGACACUGAAUCCAGAGAUGCACAGAGAGUGCUGAUUGCUAGUACACUCACAUUUCUGGUUGGAAUUUUACAGGUAAUAUUUGGAGUCCUUCAGAUUGGUUUCAUUGUGCGGUACCUUGCAGAUCCAUUAGUUGGGGGAUUUACAACUGCAGCUGCUUUUCAAGUGCUUGUGUCACAAUUGAAAAUAGUCCUCAAUGUUUCAACUAAAAACUAUAAUGGUGUCCUUUCCAUAAUAUAUACUCUUAUUGAAACAUUUGAAAAAAUCAGUACCACCAACAUUGCAGAUCUUACUGCUGGACUCCUCACCAUUUUUGUCUGCAUGGUAGUUAAAGAAAUAAACGAUCGGUUCAAACACAAGAUACCUAUACCUAUACCAAUAGAAGUUAUUGUGACAAUAGUAGCCACUGGCAUUUCAUAUGCUGCUGACUUGGAAAAAAAAUACAAUGCAGGCAUUGUUAAGAGCAUUCCAAGAGGAUUUUUGCCUCCCGAACCUCCAGAUGUCAGCCUCUUUUCCCAGAUGAUGGCAGCCUCCUUUUCCAUUGCUAUUGUUGCUUAUGCUAUUGCUGUAUCUGUGGGGAAAGUAUAUGCAACCAAGUAUGGCUAUGCUAUUGAUGGAAACCAGGAAUUUAUUGCCUUUGGGUUCAGCAACAUUUUUUCAGGUGCCUUUUCUUGUUUUGUUGCAACUACUGCUCUUUCACGGACCGCAGUCCAAGAAAGUACUGGUGGAAAGACUCAGGUUGCUGGUAUAAUCUCAGCUGGGAUUGUUUUGAUUUCCAUUGUUGCCCUGGGGAAAUUGCUAGAGCCCUUACAAAAGUCUGUGUUGGCAGCUGUAGUCAUAGCUAACUUGAAAGGGAUGUUCAUGCAAGUGUUUGAUGUUCCCCGUCUGUGGAGACAGAAUAGAGUGGAUGCUAUGAUCUGGGUUUUUACAUGUGUGGCAUCCAUCAUUCUGGGACUUGAUUUGGGAUUACUUGCUGGCCUUUUGUUUGGAUUGCUGACAGUUGUGCUGAGAGUUCAAUUUCCUUCAUGGGGUGGCUUUGGAAACAUUCCUGGCACAGACAUCUACAAGAAGGUCAAGGACUACAAAAAUGUUAUAGAACCAGAAGGUGUGAAGAUACUGAAGUUUUCAAGUCCAAUAUUUUAUGCUAAUAUCGAUGGACUGAAAAGCAGCCUCAAAUCCACAGUAGGAUUUGAUGCAGUCAAGGUAUAUAAUAAAAGACUCAAAGCACUGAGGAAGAUACAAAAGCUAAUCAAGAAGGGGAAAUUAAAAGCUACUAAGAAUGGCAUCAUCAGUGAGCCUGGUAUUAGUAAUGAAGCUUUUGAGACUGAUGAGGAACCUGAAGACAACCAAGAUCUUCAAGUUCCCACCAAAGAAGUAGAGAUCCAGGUGGACUGGAAUUCAGAACUCCCAGUCAAAGUAAACAUCCCCAAGGUGCCCAUCCACAGUCUCAUUCUUGAUUUUGGAGCAGUAACCUUCUUGGAUAUUGUAGCUGUGAGAUCAAUAAAAACGAUAAUUAGAGAGUUUGAAAGAAUUGAUGUGAGAGUAUACUUUGCUUCAUAUCAAGACAGCCUUAUAUCUCAACUGGAACGGAGUGCCUUCUUUGAUGAUACUGUCAGAAAAGACAUAUUCUUCUUGACUGUCCAUGAUGCUGUGCUCUACAUAAGGAAUCAAAUGACCUACAGUGACAACCAGGAUCCCAUAUUUGAGAAGAUUUCCCUCAUGCAGGAGUCUAAAGAACCCAUAGAAUUCACAGAAACAAGCCGGCCUGAUGAUGAACUCGAUGUUCAGGAAGAGGUAUGCACUUUAGAACCGAAUGUGUCUGUUACUUACAGAAUACUGCUGGCUUUACUCCUUUGCCUGUAGCACUGAGCCAUGCUGUGAGAGUAUGGGGGAUGAACUGAGCCCUCAACAGUUUCCUUCUCCAUAAAUAAAUUCCAUCCUGGGUACCUGAAUGUCAGUGCUUAAUGGAGGAGGUCAAAUUUUUCUUGAGAGGUAGCAGAUUGUAUGUGCAGAAGCAUCUCCUCUGUUGCUUUAGGACUACUUUUGCCUUACACAGGCUUAUAAAUGGAUCUAAACAUGAGCUAGGUGCCUAAAAGAUGACUUUGUAAGGCUUGAGGCACCCAAGCCCAAAAUUAUGGUCAACCUUCCCCCUUCGUUCCUCAUUGUAACACAGCAGACACCUUCUUGCACAAUGUGAACAUUUUACAGGAAGCUGCAGCAAAGCUGUGUACUGGACAUAACUAAAUGCAACAACACAAGUCCAUUAAAGCAAUACCAUGGUAUUUUGUAGUUACAGAACACUGCCAGAAAACAAAGUAGCAUUUGCCGCUAAAAUAACCGUGCAGCACACAAGCCACUUACUCAGAAAACAAAAGAUUGGGCUAAAUACCCUUUUAUAAUCUGAGACAGAUUAAACUAGUGAUGCAUCAAUGCCUUGGAAGCAUUACAACAUUCCAUGUAGGUAAAGGCAUGAUUACUAUCUAUCCCUCCUAUCAUGCUGCUGUGGUACUAGUCAGAACUCCAUUCCUAAUUCCCGGAAAAUGCGGUAGCACCCUGUGCUUGGCCUCUCUGCUCCAGCAGCAGGAAUGCUGUGAUCCUUCUCUGUGUCAUGCUCUAGCUAAAUGCCGCAGCAAGGUUGCUGUGCCUCUGGGAUGUAGAGGUUCCUGAAGGGAAGUUGGUAAGAGGAGGCUGUGGCUGCGUAGAGGUUCUCAUCAUCACCCUGCAUUGUAGUAUCUACCAUAGCACGAAGUCCUGUAGGAAAAGGUAAGGUCAGCUCGGAAGGCAGAUUGGUGAGAGGAGAAAGCGAGACUGUAAGCAAAAGCCUCUCAAACUUCAUCAGGGCUUGGUCAGUAGAUUGUGAUACUUGGUACUCCUGAUUCACCUAUCCAUUUUGGAUUGGUAUGAAAACUGCAAGAGGCCCAAAUAUUAUUCUUUAUCGCUAAUAAGGGGAGAAGCACUUUUGACUCCCCUGAAAGUCAUAGUGCAGAAAGGCACGAUUAAAAAAGCUAGAGACACUAUGAUUCUGUAACAGAAGCAUUUGGGAAAGGCAGGCCAAAAAGACUUGAAUUCUGAUUUCUAUUCACAGGAUUGCUUAGAUAUUUAUAUUGGUCAUUAAAUAAGAAAAGAAGCCAAAACUACCAAUCCAAGGUCAAAGAGUGUUCUGGGAGGUUUCUGUCCCCCACCUUUAUAGCCUCAUUUUGAAGGUGAGAGCUAGAAACCUUCCAACCUGCAGCUUCCCGACUGAAUUGUCCGAUGCAGACACACAUCAGAGGGCAGCUGCCUCAGAACACUUACUUUCUCUGUACUUUCACUGAGGCCGUGUUGAACUUGGCAGGUUUUAGUUAACACAUACACAAACAUUUUGUUUUGCCAAGCAAUGUGUACUCAAAAUUAACCAUGGCAUGUUUCUCUCCACCGUCUGAAAACCAUUCCAUUAGGCUAUGCGCAGACUUGCUUCAUGAAGACGAACUGCUGGUACUGUCCUGCCUGUGAACUCACAGCAACAUUUACGCACCAGUACUAUAUAAGCAUUUUCUGCAAUGAAGCCAAUCUUUGCACUUGAAGAAAACCCUGAUUGUUUGUCUGAAUGAUACAGAUCUCUAGAAAUUUCCAAAUUUUAGCUAACGUUAUCCCAGAAAUACUCUGCACCUUGAUUCAGCAAGCAUUUUCCAAUAUGACAUAUUGAUUAAAAAAUUCAGAAGACUCCUACUGAAGAUGUACUCAGUUUUGGGACUAGUCAGGCAGAAGGUGCGUUACACUUUUAUCAGCAUGUACAGGAUGAAAAGCUGCUUUGUGGUCUGUCCAGGAGAGUCAAAGGGAUCAAAAUCUUUGGAUGGCAAGCCUUUUAUCCUGUAUUUGUACAAUGCCUAGCAAGAGGGCUGGAGUUCUAGCUGGCCAAGGCUUUGCAAUUCUAGAACAUUAGUGUGAGCAAACGUGCUGAGAAGUCUUGAAAAAUGUAUCAUGAUCACUUUUUCCAAGCAAUUCCUUAAACUGCUGCAGGUUGUUAGGUAACUGAAACAGGUGAUGGGUGAAAGUCACAUGAACAGAAAAUGGCACCGAACUACUGUAAAACUUUUAAUAGGGCAAGUUUCAGUAGAAAAGACCCUUGGAUAGGGGUUCAUUAGUUCUGCAUUAAUCUCAUUGUAGCAAAUCAUGCACUACUAUCAAUGAUCGUCCCUGAAAGGAAGUAUACACAGAAGAUUAUGUUGGCUAGGUUAUGUAUCUUUCAUCAAGAGGCAGACCAUGACAUAAAUUACAUUAAGGAAAACUUUAGUCCCCAAGUACUCAGUGGAAUUUGUAGAACUGGCUGCUACUGAGUGCAAGUAAAGUCGUCGGAAUGUGACCUAAUAUAGACGUUUGUGGGUUUUUUUUUUUUAAAUGGAAUAUAGAAUUUUAUUUAGUUUAAUGAAUGGUUAUAUUUUUAUAUAGCAUAUUUUUCCUUUUAAUAUUCUACAUCAGACUGCUGCUGUUCUUUUACAUUUGAAAGUCCAUAAUGCACAAGUGCAAUAAUUUACAGAAGAUAAACGAUUUGACCUGCAAAACUUUAAUCCUUACUUUAGGACUAUAUAAAAUAGAUAUGCAGGAAAUCAAUGUUCUUUCUUUUCACAAAGAAAUAUGUUUUGAUGGAAAAAAGACUGCUAUCUUAAAUUUUUUAGCACUAUAUUAUUUUUUUUAAGGGAAAAAGCCUUGCAUGGUGAGGGAACAGAUAAUAAUGAGUGUUAAGAAAUGUCCAGGUAUAAAAACCCUUUAAAUUUCACAAUGUGGGCUAAUUAGCUUCAGUAUGUUCACAUAUUUAAGUAUCCUUAUUUGAUUACAUCAGAUAAAUUUUCCUGUGUCACACUACACAGAGAUUUUUGCUGCAAGUAGUGUUAGCAGAAAAUCUCAGGUGAAAAGCUCAGCACUAAGUAAUUUUUUCUGUCUUAAGGACCUGAGUGAACUCCAUCAAAAUCAGUGAAAAAAAUCCUAUAAACUUUACUCAGUUGGACAGUAUCUUACACAGUAGGUAACAGCACCGGACUGGCAUCUUUAUUCUCUAAUUAAGACAAAAACUUCAGUCAGUGAAGUUUCUUAUUUCAAAUGCAAUACAGGCUUGAACCUAGAUGAUACCGAUGUUCCAGUCCAAGCCAGCAAAAAUUCAGGCUUGUAUUUAGAAGCAGACAUAUGUCAUUUGUAUGUCAGAUUGGCAUCUCCAGAAGCUGAGGUGUGUGUUUAAGAGGCAAAUCGGACUGAUCUGCACCUCCUCAGAUGCAAGUAUUAAUUUCUAUUUACACUAAUGCUUAGGCUCAGGCUGUGAUUUGACAAUUCACGUUUUUAGCGCUACCUGUCCUCAUUCACCUGUUCGCCAGCCUAAUGCAGGAGGGUGGCACUUCUGUCCACAGUACUGAACACAACCUUCCCCUCCGGCCAUGGCCCCCACCUACAUUAACCUUUCAUUAACGUGGCCAGUGCACAAGGCUGGUGACAGAAGGACAAGGCCAGUAAGUGUUUCUCAGAAGGUGUAUUCCUUUUCUAAAGUGGAUGUAUAUUUUAUGUAAAAAGUAAAUGUAAAAUAUUAUACCUGGGACUGGCAAGUGAGCUUUCAGUUAAUUUUUGCAUAGAACACAUACUAUGGAAAAGACGGUAUAAAAUAUAGCAGUGGAUUUAUUUUUUUCCUCAAGGGAACAUCUGCACUGUGAAGUUUGAGUAUAGACUCUUGCUUGCCCAAGAUGUGGGCUUACAUUAUUUUUUGAAUCUUCUCCAGUUCUUGUCCAUACCGGUAUUUAGAAAAAGCAAUUGAAUAUUCAACAGUCUUCCACUUUCCUUUCCAAAUAUGACAUUUCAGCUGGAAUUCAUUGUGAUAAAAUAGGAUGCGAUGGACUUAUUCUUUAUUUGUAGCCUGCAUAAUUCUUCUAGGCAUGGCUGUAUUUGUUCUUAAUUUAACUGGCACAAAAUAGCCAGCCUUUUCUGAAACACAGCUUUUCACACAAAGCCUACAGUUAGACAGAACGGUAAGCAGUAACAUGCAGAAGGCAUUCAAAUACCUUUCUCAGUGGGUCAGGGAGUAUAUGCUUCUUCACUUUCUAUCUGUGUAUCCAUCAAAAUGAAGGAUACCAAAAUAAUUGAUUUUGCAAUUAAGCUAAAAUUCUCUAGUUUUGUACUAAUUCAAACAUCCAUAAGUAAUGCAACUAGAUGUGCUUAUCUUUUUCCAGUAGAAUGAAGAAGUGGUAUUUUUGUAUGCAUUUUGAGUAUUACUAUUCUGUCUUUGCAUGUCAGGUAUUAAAUUUGGAGAUGUAUUUUAAGUUUUUUUACCCUUUUAAAAAGCUGUAUUUUAAAAGUAAUUGUAUCCAUUAACUAGAAAAUAAAGUUGUGCACACUGAAAACAUGCUCCAUGCAUCUGCACGUUUGGGUUUUUUUUAAACUCUCCUCUUUGUGAAUUACUAUUGGGAAAAUAAAGCAUAUUAUGGAGGGA
This is a messenger RNA of Falco peregrinus (peregrine falcon), 7307 nucleotides long. RefSeq names its product solute carrier family 26 member 4 (gene SLC26A4). Bases 338 to 2722 code for a protein of 794 amino acids. Gene Ontology annotation, cellular component: membrane. Gene Ontology annotation, biological process: transmembrane transport. NCBI's taxonomy places the organism in Eukaryota, Metazoa, Chordata, Aves, Falconiformes, Falconidae. The record is from RefSeq and is a predicted model, not a curated record. The transcript has 19 exons. Gene Ontology annotation, molecular function: bicarbonate transmembrane transporter activity; secondary active sulfate transmembrane transporter activity; chloride transmembrane transporter activity.